UAUUUUUAACUAUGACAUCCCAGUGAUGGAACUCAGUAAAACGACAAGAGAAUGAACGAAAAGGCAGAAAGAAGUGCCGUGUUGUAACGAGAGCUAAUUUUAAUCUCCUAAUUCCUUUCCACAACGAAGAGACACGUUGCCCUAAACCACCAAACUCCAUCAAGCCUAGGCUUCUCAGCCCACAACCUGCGGGGAAACAGGAAAGAGACACAUGGGAGAUCUUUCCGCAGAUAUCAUAAGGUCCCAGGGAAGGGACCAAUAUUAACUGCCUGCCUGGGCGGUGCAUGUCCUCUGGGAAAUCAGGCUCUUGGGGCAGUCGUUGCUCCAGCCAAAACUCCAAAAUCCCGCAACUAAGAGGCUCAGGCGGGUAUUGCUCCGGAGGAACUCACCGAAGACUACAAUUCCCAGCAGCCACUGGGCUCGAGCCGGCCGUGCUCCGGGAGGAGCCCAUAAGAGACUAUAAAUCCCAGCAGCCACUGGGCUCUAGCCUGCUGGUGGUUGGGUGGGUCAGUGAUUGCAGUGGGAGGGGAAGUGGGCCUCUCCAGCCCUUGGUAGUGACGGCGGCUGGCGGCGACUUCCACGCGGUGCACGGCAGUUUUCUCUUGCCCUAGGGACUCCUCUGAGAAGAUGCCGAAGGCCAAGUCCGCAGCGAGUAGCCGCCGGCGGGAUCGUCAGGAGCAGCGCGGGGAGCUGAAGCGAGCUGGAGAAGGGAUGGAUGGACUUAAAGACACAUCCCAACCCCGCACAUGUGUACGGCGCUUGUGGAUGCCGUGGAGGAGAAACUGUCCCCUGUCCAUCCUGCUGCUGUGGGACGGCCUGAGAUCGAUUCUUGAAAAGUUGGGAAAUUAAGGCUGCUUCGUGUUUUAUUUCAGGACUCAUGUUCAACACAGGGAUCGGACAGCACAUUUUGAAAAAUCCUCUAAUUGUUAACAGCAUCAUCGAUAAGGCCGCUUUAAGACCCACUGAUGUGGUGCUGGAAGUUGGGCCUGGGACUGGCAACAUGACGGUCAAGCUGUUAGAAAAAGCCAAAAAGGUAGUUGCCUGUGAACUUGAUCCAAGGCUAGUAGCUGAACUUCACAAAAGAGUUCAGGGCACGCCUCUGGCCAGCAAACUCCAGGUCCUGGUUGGAGAUGUGUUGAAGUCGGAUUUGCCAUUCUUUGAUGCUUGUGUGGCAAACUUGCCUUAUCAGAUCUCCUCUCCCUUUGUCUUCAAGUUGUUGCUCCACCGGCCAUUUUUCAGAUGUGCUAUACUUAUGUUUCAAAGAGAGUUUGCUCUUCGUUUGGUUGCAAAGCCUGGAGAUAAAUUAUACUGUAGACUCUCCAUCAAUACACAGCUUUUAGCACGUGUGGACCACCUAAUGAAGGUGGGGAAGAAUAAUUUCAGACCGCCCCCCAAGGUGGAGUCCAGCGUGGUAAGGAUAGAACCGAAGAAUCCACCACCACCAAUCAAUUUUCAGGAAUGGGAUGGCUUAGUAAGAAUCACUUUUGUUCGAAAAAACAAGACACUGUCUGCUGCAUUCAAAUCAAGUGCGGUCCAACAGCUAUUGGAAAAAAACUACAGAAUUCACUGUUCAGUACAGAAUACUGUAAUACCAGAAGAUUUCAGUAUAGCCGAUAAAAUACAGCAGAUCCUAACCAACACAGGUUUUAGUGACAAACGGGCACGUUCCAUGGACAUAGAUGAUUUUAUCAGGUUGCUACACGGAUUUAAUGCAGAAGGUAUCCACUUCUCCUAGCCAUCUGAAAACUAUUUUUUCAAGACCAAGAAAAAAAUGAAGUUAUACAAUCCUAAUAUUUGAGAAUACCACUGAUUUUGUUCUAUAGGACAUCAUUUACUUUUUAAAUUAUUUAAUAAUAACUUUUAUACCAUUGAUUAUCCUGUAUGUGAAAGGUGGUUGGUUUUUUUUUUUUUUUAAUAAAUAUAUAUUUUCUUCUAGUGUUUUAAAUAUACUGCAAAGGGCAGGGUUCAA
Molecule: messenger RNA, 1969 nt
Organism: Rattus rattus (black rat)
Lineage: Eukaryota; Metazoa; Chordata; Mammalia; Rodentia; Muridae
Gene: Dimt1
Product: DIMT1 rRNA methyltransferase and ribosome maturation factor
Exons: 12
Coding region: 878-1735 (285 amino acids)
Biological process (GO): rRNA methylation
Cellular component (GO): mitochondrial matrix
Molecular function (GO): rRNA (adenine-N6,N6-)-dimethyltransferase activity
Source: RefSeq, a predicted model, not a curated record